Messenger RNA from Pecten maximus, 1838 nucleotides. Its product is annotated as heat shock 70 kDa protein 12B-like. Bases 1 to 1755 code for a protein of 584 amino acids. The record is from RefSeq and is a predicted model, not a curated record. Gene Ontology annotation, molecular function: ATP-dependent protein folding chaperone; ATP binding. NCBI's taxonomy places the organism in Eukaryota, Metazoa, Mollusca, Bivalvia, Pectinida, Pectinidae. The transcript is spliced from 4 exons.
AUGAACCUUAAGGACAAAUACCUGUUGGUUGCCGCUAUAGAUUUCGGAACAACGUAUACUGGUUAUGCCUACUCUUCACGACAUGAAUUCAACACCGAUCCACUGAAAAUAAAUCUGAUGACAUGGAACGCAGGAUCAGCAGGACUCGUGUCUCUAAAAUCAUCUACCUGCGUUUUGUUUAAGCCAGAUGAGACAUUUCACUCUUUCGGCUAUGAGGCAGAAGACCAGUAUAAUGAGCUUGCCAUGGACGACGACCAUAAGGACUGGUUUUUCUUUCGGCGCUUCAAAAUGGAAUUGUACACUGAUCAUGUUGACAGAAACAAGAUGUUGCAAACAGAAGACGGAAAGAAAAUGUCGGCAAUCAAGGUUAUAUCGGCUGUUAUAUCCUAUCUGAAAAGUCAUCUCACGAAAACAGUCAAAGAUAGUGCUAUCGAUAUUUCCGAUAAGGAUAUCAGAUGGGUAGUCACUGUACCUGCAAUAUGGAGUGAUCCAGCCAAGCAAAUGAUGCGCGAGGCAGCCGAACAGGCUGGCAUUGCUAGAAAUCAGUUGCUCCUAGUGUUAGAGCCAGAGGCAGCAUCAAUACUUUGUAAGCACAUGCCCGUGUCCAAACUUGUCGACGGUGACCGUGAAGACAAAAUAGAAUCAUUCCGAGUCGGAUGCAAAUAUAUGGUGGUUGAUGCAGGAGGCGGGACAAUAGAUAUCACAGUACACGAGGUAAUAAAAGGCGGAUUCUUGAAAGAAAUCCAUGCAGCUAACGGCGGCAGCUGGGGAGGGACAAAAGUGGACAACGCCUUUGAGGAAAUGUUGGAGACUAUUGUCGGGAAAACUGCGUUUGCGCACUUCAAAGCUGAUGAGAUACCAAAUGUUAUCGAUUUACACAGGAAUUUCGAGGUGAAAAAGAAAACUUUCACAGGUAAGGACUCUGGAACUGCUAGCAAAACAACGAUAACAGUGCCUUGCACACUUCUGGAAUCUUUUCGAAAAUUCAAUCCUGAUAAACGGAUAGCCGAUGCUAUUGGAGAUCAUUUUUCUCCCGACGUAGAAUGGAAAAAGGAUAAGAUUCGUCUUUCUUUAGCUAGGACACGGUCUCUGUUCGACCCAUCUUUGAAGCACAUAACCGAUCACGUUUCUGAUAUACUUGGUAAACCCAAAGUACAGGAUUGCGAGGCUAUCUUAAUGGUGGGUGGUUAUUCCGAAUGCCCACUUCUGCAGGACGCUAUCAGAACUGUGGCGGGAAGCAGGCGUUUGAUUAUUCCAAGUGGGGCAAGUCUGUCUGUACUGAAGGGAGCAGUGAUCAACGGCCACUGUCCGAAAACUUUGUCCCAGCGGAUAUGCAAAUACACUUACGGGAUAAAGAUGAACAAAUCAUUUGGUUGUGAUGGGAAUGUCAAAUAUCUUUUGAUAAAUCCAGACGGUAUGUCUUUAAGUGCCAAUUGUUUCCAGACAUUGGCCAAAAAAGGAUCACUUGUGACGAGUGGGGAAUCAUCUGUUACUCAGACAGGUUUUGUCGGGCACUCAUUAGCAACAUGUAUUGUUGUUCCUUUGUUUGCAUCUACAUCUGAAAAUCCCAAAUAUGUCACGGACGACAGUUGUCAGAAGAUCGGAGAAAUAACACUACCAAUGUCUGAUACAACGUUAGGUAGGGAUAGGGGAGCUAUCAUAACCCUAUACUUUGGAGGCUCAGAGAUUGAACUCACUGCUGCAGACAUACACACUGGACGAAAGAUAAACGCAUGCUUCGACUUCCCUGGUUAACCACACAAGGACGAAUGUGGAAAAUGUUAACUAUAGAGAAAAAAUGAAGAUGGUAAAUAAUACCAUAUUUGUAUUACAGUAUA